Messenger RNA from Magallana angulata, 1278 nucleotides. RefSeq lists its product as uncharacterized. Gene Ontology annotation, biological process: SMAD protein signal transduction. The transcript has 3 exons. NCBI's taxonomy places the organism in Eukaryota, Metazoa, Mollusca, Bivalvia, Ostreida, Ostreidae. Gene Ontology annotation, molecular function: growth factor activity; cytokine activity. Gene Ontology annotation, cellular component: extracellular region. Bases 68 to 1072 code for a protein of 334 amino acids. The record is from RefSeq and is a predicted model, not a curated record.
CUGGGGACAAUGGCACACAGUCUGAUUAAAAGCAUAUACAAUUAUCACGCAUCUUUUUUGCAGAAUCAUGGAUUUUCAAUUCAGUUUUUGCGUCUUUUAUUGGACAUUCUUUGUUUUUUGUUUAAUGAGAUGUGGACCACUGAAUCAAGAGAAUGAAAUGGUCACCCCGUCUACGAAAAACAUCCCUGUAUCAGAGCAGAAAUUACUCAGGAAUUUUAUGGACGCGCUCGACAGAUUAGACCAUGAUAAAUAUUCCGACAUUUCAUUUCAUUCUAUAGAAAACGUGAAUGGUGAGUACGAAUUCGACAUCAGCGAACUUCUGGCUGACCAUGACGUCACAGGGGUGGAUCUCAUCUGGACAACAUCUAUAUAUAACUCCUGUCGGUUCUUAUGGGCGGGGAAUGACAUCAUAGGAUUACAUGGAAGACGCAUUAACAGCUUUGUUUUCUUUGAUUUUAAUCACCUGUUCGCAAUGGAGCGCUCCUCUAAACUGAUUAAAAUUCGAUUGUUGCCAACACCGAAUUGCCCCCUUCAAAACAAACCGACAAACUCGUUUUUGGUGAUCUACAGAAACUUAUCGAAAGGUCCUGUGCUUCAAAAAUUACAGGAGUUGAGGAUUUCAAGAAUUAAACGAGAUUCAAAAUCUUUACAGCCAUUAGGCACAAAGUACAUUAAUAAGCUAAAAAGGGAGGUAAAAUCCAACACAAAAGAUCCCGGGUGUCACCUCGUUCCCUGGACCGUGGAUUUUAUCCGGUUGCAGUGGGAUACAUUUAUCGUUGCUCCGGUGAUAUAUGAGGCCAACGCUUGUCAAAGGACCCGUGCUCAAUGUAAACAAACAGAAACAUACUGCUUACAUUCUAGAUCAAAGAAACCAUCGAAUUAUGAAGUUCUGAGACAUAUUUACAGUACACAACUUGGCGUUUCACCUCCUGGAAACAGUUCUUGCAAACCAUCUAAAUACGGAUCACUGACCAUGAUGUUAUAUGACAGAGACCGUGACCUUUAUGAAAUAAGAAUCGUGCCAAACAUGCGUGUCUUGGAGUGUGAGUGUUCUACAUGUAGCUUGGGUUGAUUCUUGCUGUUAUAGUGUUAAGUGGAAGAGGACCUUAAAUUAAUCAUUUUACCAUGAUUUCAUGUCUGUUUCUGAAAAAGGAAAAUCCACCCUGUUCCUUUUCAUAGUAAAUAGUGAAAAAAGUAAAAUAAAAAAAAACAUGCAAACUUUUGUUUUGUUUGUAAAACUGUAUAAAGGGAUUGUAUAAAUUGUCUGAAAAACGCUCA